UUCUAGAUUCCUAAAAGCGUAAAGCCGACUUCACCAGAGAGUGUUUAUUAUCACUACAGCACUGGCAUUAGAACCGACACGAUGUGUCACAAUGCUUUAUUUGUGUGUUGUAGUUGAUAGCUCAUAUUAGCAUUCUGUUUAGACCCCCACCCAGUUACAAGCCAUUUGUUGUCACUGUGUGUCUGGGCUCGUGGUACCCGAGAGGCACCUCACAGCCUCAUAUGAGAUGUAAUCUAGCAGGACGGAGCCCCUGGCAUGCAUGGAGAUGACAGCAUACUGUGAUCAGAAUACUGCUGUGUCCUUCCUUUCUAUCUCAGGGGUAAUAGGGGGUGCCUGGCCAACAGAUGAGAAACUGCAGAGGAGCCAGGGGCCAUGUGUGUAAACACACACACACACACACACACACACACACACACACACACACACACACUGAACUAUACAAAUUAUAUAUGAUCACUGGCAGAGAGUAGAUGGGGUACUUUUAGACAAUCUCCAAAGGCCAUAGCAAUAAGAGUCCACUUAGAAGAUGUGCCUGAGUUUUUUUACUUGUUGUGCAAAGGCUGACAUUGUACACAAAACCGUGAUAUUUUAUUUAGGAACUCCUAGUAUUGUUCAGGCCUAGGCGGUAUAGAAAUUCAGAGUAUUUUGCAGCUGUAAGCAGGGACAUACACUCGGCCCUGAUGAGCUUUAGUGAGCCAUUGUGACUAAAGGCAGACAGGAAAUUCCUGAGGGCUGGCAGAUUUGAUAGGCUAUAAAGCCAGAACAGACACCACAUGGAUAUCUGUUUAAUCCCCAGGAUCAGCAGCCAAUCGUUUACUGUUACAAAAAAAAAAAAAAAACACUUGAAAAAGUCACAUGGCACCUCUCGCUCAUUGCUGAUGUCAACAAUUCCUCUGCGCCAGCUCCUACGGGAGUCCCGAACGGCUGAAAUACGGUCAUCAAAAUCACAUUAUCUUCCCCCAGAUAAUGUAUACACUCCAUUGGCUGAAAAACAAAUCCUGUGAUUCAUUUCAAUAGUGAUGUUUUGUGUUUGGAUCAUUAACCACAUCAUUAUUUCCAUAUACGAUAUCCAUUAUAUUUGCAAUCAUGUUUAUGCAACUGGUGAAGUACCUGAAGUACUCCACCGGUGAUUUUGACCUAAUGUUAUUUCUGGUUGUCUAUCACGAGCCUCCCAUGUCGCCUAAGGCAAAUCUGUUGUAUUGCAUUGUGUUUCUAUGCUAUAUUUCUUCUAUGCAUGAACUUGCCACACACAAAAGCCUAUUUUGCAGCCUUUAUCCUGCUAAGCUCACCCUCACGUGGUAUUCCCCUCUCUUUAAAUGACCCCUCACCGCCAAAACACAUCCAGCUGGAAGCUGAUCAAUAAACGGCACUGCUGACGAGAUGACAUUACGGUUUGAGGCGUCCUGUCCUGAUGGUCUGUGUCCAGGAUGGAGUAUUAUCCUGAAAGGAGAGACUCCAGCAGAGGCCAGCAAGUUUGAGAUCAAUUUCCUGUGUGAACGCGAUGACAGAGUAGCUUUCCAUUUCAACCCCCGCUUCACUGAGUCCGAUAUCGUCUGCAACUCCUACAUGGCCAACCACUGGGGGCAGGAGGAGAGGUGCAGCAGCUUCCCCUUGGGAGUAGAGGAGCCUUUCCAGAUUGAAAUUUACUCUGACGAUGAUAACUUCUACGUUUACAUUGACGAAACCAAGGUGAUGCAGUAUAAACACCGGGUGGAAGAGCUGAAGACCAUCACAAAAGUACAAGUGGUGAAUGAUGUCAAUAUCUCCUCUUUAGAGAUCACCAAAAAACACUUCUACUGAGGGUGGGCAGUAAGGUCAAGCAGAUGAUUCAUUUGGAGUGCGCCUUUUGUUUGUUUACAGUGAGUUAUUGUUUUUUGCAUUCAUGUUUACACACCUUUCAUGCCUCUUGGGUUCAUCUUCCCGUACAGGUAUGAUUAUUGGUAUUGACAUGCCUUAGCUGAACUACAUAUUCAUAUGAAUCUGUCAAUAAAUGGGAGGUUUAAAAAAAGAUUCAUUAAAGACUCGUCUGGUCAGAGUGUUCUGAGUAACUUCCUAUUUU
Molecule: messenger RNA, 2059 nt
Organism: Ctenopharyngodon idella (grass carp)
Lineage: Eukaryota; Metazoa; Chordata; Actinopteri; Cypriniformes; Xenocyprididae
Gene: grifin
Product: galectin-related inter-fiber protein
Exons: 4
Coding region: 1381-1800 (139 amino acids)
Molecular function (GO): carbohydrate binding
Source: RefSeq, a predicted model, not a curated record